GAACGAUAGAGUUUUCUCGCGGGCGCGCUAGGAAUUGGGAAAGUUCGGCUUGGUUUCUUGCGCCGUAAAGAACUUGGUAGAAGGUUUUUUCUUUCAGAAUUUCCAGAUUUUUUGGCUUUCUAAGGAGGGCUUUAAGGGUGCCUUGAAGCCAUGCCCUUCUCAACCCAGCCUGAAACAGGCAAAGAGCAGAAUGUUCUGGUAGCAACUCUUGAUAAUGUCAGAAACCUCUCUAUUUUGAAAGCCAUUCAUUUCAAAGACCACGCUACUUCCUUCGCUACAUCAAAUGGACUCAAAGUCACGGUGGAAAAUGCAAAGUCUUUGCAAGCCAAUGCCUUUAUUCAGGCCGGAAUUUUCCAAGAAUUUGUAGUGCAGGAAGAAUCUGUGAUGUUCAGAAUCAAUCUGUCUGUGCUUUUGGACUGUUUGACCAUCUUUGGAACAAAUUCUUUGCCAGGAACUCAAACAGCCCUUCGGAUGUGUUAUCGGGGAUAUGGCUACCCUCUAACCCUCUACCUGGAGGAAGGAGGGGUGGUGACUGAAUGUAAAAUCAACACUCAGGAACCUGAAGAGAUUCUCGAUUUUGACUUCUGCAGUACUAAUGUUGUAAAUAAAAUUAUUCUACAGUCGGAGGGACUCAGAGAGGCAUUUUCCGAACUGGAUAUGACCAGUGAAAUGCUGCAGAUUACAAUGUCUCCAGACAAACCUUAUUUCAGAUUAUCUACUUUUGGGAAUGCUGGAAGCACUCACCUGGAUUACCCCAAAGAUUCUGACCUUAUUGAAGCGUUUCAUUGUAAUGAAACACAAACAAACAGAUACAAGAUAUCAUUACUCAAGCCAUCAAUUAAAGCGUUAGCUCUGUCUUGCAAGGUAUCCAUUCGGACAGAUAACCGAGGUUUUCUUUCAUUGCAAUAUAUGAUAAGGAACGAAGACGGAGAGAUCUGCUUUGUGGAAUAUUACUGCUGUCCCGAUGAGGAUGUGACAGAAGCAGAACUGUAGCUGUCAUGAAAAUGGGACUGAAUUAAUACCUGAGAAAACUGUUUAGUUCGGGAACGAAACAGAACAAGAGGAAUCCAAUUGAAAGGCCAGAGAUCAGAACAUUCCUGAGCCAUACCUCGUGUCCUUAACAUUAGGGGGGCGUGGGGUGAAAAAUGCAGAUGGAGACAAUAUGCUUUGAAAAAGCUGCUGCAAAUACCCCUGGAGGAAUGUGUGUGAUAUGGAGGGUCAGGUUCUAGAAUAAGAAUACACUUUUUUAUUUUUUCCAGGCAAGGGUUAUGCUUUGCCUCCAAAAGGAGGGCAGGAUAAAGCCAAAAGAAUUUUUUUCAGUUAUC
Thamnophis elegans (Western terrestrial garter snake) is the source of this 1325-nucleotide messenger RNA. It is a transcript of the gene RAD1, whose product is annotated as RAD1 checkpoint DNA exonuclease. Gene Ontology annotation, molecular function: 3'-5' exonuclease activity. Gene Ontology annotation, biological process: DNA damage checkpoint signaling; DNA repair. Gene Ontology annotation, cellular component: nucleus; checkpoint clamp complex. Lineage: Eukaryota; Metazoa; Chordata; Lepidosauria; Squamata; Natricidae. The record is from RefSeq and is a predicted model, not a curated record.